Molecule: messenger RNA, 1125 nt
Organism: Syngnathoides biaculeatus (alligator pipefish)
Lineage: Eukaryota; Metazoa; Chordata; Actinopteri; Syngnathiformes; Syngnathidae
Product: alpha-crystallin B chain-like
Exons: 3
Coding region: 42-536 (164 amino acids)
Biological process (GO): protein refolding; response to heat
Molecular function (GO): protein folding chaperone
Source: RefSeq, a predicted model, not a curated record
CAGACACGCCAACGCUGUUUCAUCUUCUCCGGAUACUCACCAUGGAUAUCCCCAUUCAGUACCCCUGGUACCGCCGGGCCUUCCCAUACCGACGUACUGACCUGUCCUUUGUCGAGUCUCUCACCGACUGGCCUCUCAUCUGGCCUUUCCCCUGGUCCUUUGCUUGGAUGCGCCCCAGUUUCAUGCGCUGGUUAAACUGGCCAGAAAAUGGACACAGUGAGAUGUCCGUGGAAAAGGAUCGCUAUGUGAUUUAUCUGGAUGUGAAGCAUUUCUCACCGGAGGAGCUCAACGUCAACGUCGGUGACGAGUUCAUCACAAUACAUGCCAAGCAUGACGAAAGACAGGACGACCACGGCUAUGUGUCCAGGGAGUUUGUGCGAAAAUACAGGCUGCCCACCGGGGUGUCGUGCGCUGAUAUCACCUCCAGCUUGUCGUUCGACGGCGUGCUGACAAUCACUGCACCCAGGUCUUCACCCGGUCCCGAGCGUAACAUCCCAAUAUCCUGUGACGAUGGAACACCCAAGCAGAAAAUGUAGAGCAGAGUCAGGGAGGCCUCUGAUGCAGUUUCACUACUAAUAUUCACGACUAAAUUCUGCAUGUGUUUGUAUUUAACCUGUGUUGUGAGCAGUUGAGUGCGUGUAUAGAUGGGCCAGCCAUGUCUAGAGUCCUGCAAAGAGCCUUCUAAUAAACCAGUAUCUAACUUACUACUAUUGUCAUACCUGCAAGACAAUUGUGCUUUAAACCACUGAUUGACACCUAAAGCCAGGAGUUAGGUUAGAGGACAAUUUCCGAACAGAAAUUAUGAACAAACCAAAUAUCCUGUCCACCUUGAAUGUAAAAGUGCUCUUAUUUUCAAUUUGACUUCAAAUUUAAAACUGUAACUUACGUAGGGAAAAGGUUUCUACGCCAAAAGUGAUUGCAGCAGUGCCUGAAUGAGUGAGAGUCUGUUCCUUUUUGUAUGUGUUGAAUUUGGGACCAGGUAUGUGCUCUACAGAGAGGGAGGGGGAAAAAUGGGUUAAGGAAUGUUGGAUGACGGAAGAACUACUGUAAUCCUUUUCCACAGGGAGGCAGGGCCUUAGAGUGUUAGGGAUACCCUGUAUUUAUGUAUGUGUAUGAUGUUGAGUG